Messenger RNA from Penicillium subrubescens, 1626 nucleotides. RefSeq names its product zinc finger MYND domain-containing protein. The transcript has 2 exons. Bases 1 to 1626 code for a protein of 541 amino acids. NCBI's taxonomy places the organism in Eukaryota, Fungi, Ascomycota, Eurotiomycetes, Eurotiales, Aspergillaceae. The record is from RefSeq and is a predicted model, not a curated record.
AUGGGGGCUACAGGGGAGCGAAAGCCUGAAUACCAAAACUCAGCUGAACGAGCCUUCCAGCGCAUGGCGAUGAUGCCAACUGUAUUCGGCGAUGGCUUGCUCAUCACACCAUUGCAUGAUAGGCCUGGAUACGCGUCAAUUAUUGGGGCCCGGACAGGUCUUAAAGAAAUGGAAGUGACACUCACAGAAGUGGAAUGCCUUAAAGAUAAAGAUAUCCGUUCGAUGUUCGAGCUUGAACACUCGGAAGCAAUGCCUCCAAUACGGGCGUUGCAUGUCUACAAAUGCAAGUUUUGUCGUCGGCCAUGUGAUCUUCGGUGCUCAGCUUGUCGCAUGAACUAUUGCUCAAAGAUUUGUCAAUCGAAAGACUGGAUUGAACAUGUGUUUGUCUGUUGUGUCAAGAAUCGACCGAACGAUGUGGACUACUUGAAACUCCUCAGCAGACGAUGGACUAUCUCUAUACGAGACAAGAGCAGCCGCACUGAGUUUCUAACAGCAUUGUUCCGUGACGACCAUUUUUGCAAGACUUUCGGGUUUGAUCAAUGCUCGCAAGAAAUAGAAGUGGUGCACCUGUUCUGUAUCUACGCCAACUUGACUCGUACAUUUCAAAAUAACUACCUUCAGCAUUUCACAGAGCAGAUGAAUUUGGGUCAUUUCAUUGAAGAUUGGGUAACUAUCCAGAUUUUACAAUCUCAGAACCACGAAUGCGGAUGCUUUCAGUGGUUUCUCAAUGAGCGUCGGUCGGGAAUCAUGAAUAUCCCUGGUUCUGGUGGCAUGUUUUUCCAUCAGGUCUCGGCAAUACUGGAACUGCAAAAAAUCUUCUCGGUCAAUGAAGAUACCGAUCUGUCUGCGUCAGAAUACUUCGUCGUGUGUCUUUACCGGGUACUUCUCCGAGAUUUCAACGAUAUUCCAGACACUGGAGAAGCCGAGUGGAUUAGAUUCGGCUUCUGUUACUGCACAACCAGAUCUCAAAGGGAGCUUCUUGCGCACCAUUACAUCCAGCUUGCCUCCCACGCAUCGUUGAAUCAGAUCGCAGAAGCAUGGAAGUCAGAUGAAUUACUCGAGCUCAUGGCGACCAAAGACAUCGACACGUCGUCUCUUCUCUCUCAUGGAAUAUACCCUCGUCGGCCAUCGCCAGAAACAAUUGGAAUCUACCGUCUCAUGUCAGAAGUUACCCACAUCCUGAAUGGGUGUGCAAUAUGCCCAUGCAACAGUUUCUCAUGCCAAUUUCAUUCAAAGGAAGAGCCUUCGCUUUGCUUAGAGUCGGAGAUUGACUACGGAUUUCACGAAACCAAUACCUGGGAGCGCUGGCAAUUACUGAAUUUUUAUUCAUCACUCUUCAAGAAUCCCAAGUUUCAUCCGCGGGAACUGCAAAAAGCAAGGCGAGAUCCUGAUACGAAGGUAUUCGAGGCAUAUAUCGAGUCCUUAGUUCCGGGAUUCCGCCGGGCGCUCAUAAACGAACAUUUAACAGACGCAAUGUUUCCCAAGUUCGCCAGAAUGGAAUUCAAGGGUGAACAUCCAUUCUGCAACUGUGCUAUUCACAGUAUGGUUGUAUCCGAGGGGACUAAUCUGGGCCCUAUUGGAUAUUUUCGACAGAUGCGUGACGAGCGAAACCGAGAGCAGACUUAG